AGGGAAAAUGAGCAGCUCUCCAAGUAUGGUGAUACCAAAACAGCUCGUAGCAUAAUGUUGAUCGAGCUUAAAAGGCUCAUAGAAGCAAAUCCCCUCUUUCGUGAUAAGCUUGUUUUCCCCACUCUGAAGUCAUCAAGACUGCGGACUUUAAUAAACCAAAGUUUGAAUUGGCAGCACCAGCUCUGCAAGAGCCCAAGGCCAAACCUGGACAUUAAAACUUUAUUCACAGACCACACUUGUACACCUCCUAAUGGCCCUCUUACACCAACACCUGUCAAUCUCCCGGUUGCAGCAGUUGCGAAGCCUGCUGCUUAUACCCCACUUGGAGCUCAUGGUCCCUUUCCGCCCACUGCAGCAGCUGCUAAUGCUAAUGCUUUAGCAGGUUGGAUGGCCAAUGCUUCUGCUUCUUCAUCUGUACAGGCAGCUGUUGUUACUGCAUCAUCCAUACCUGUUCCAUAA
Messenger RNA from Corylus avellana, 459 nucleotides. NCBI's taxonomy places the organism in Eukaryota, Viridiplantae, Streptophyta, Magnoliopsida, Fagales, Betulaceae. The record is from RefSeq and is a predicted model, not a curated record.